Messenger RNA from Amoebophrya sp. A25, 1339 nucleotides. NCBI's taxonomy places the organism in Eukaryota, Dinophyceae, Syndiniales, Amoebophryaceae. The record is from the annotation of a GenBank genome assembly.
UGAAUAACUACAAGAGUAGUAGUACGAGAAGAUUCUUCAACUUACUGCAACUAAGUGAAGUAGAGGCAUACAACACGACCCAUCCAACUACGAUUCUUCAGCUUACAACAUCUAUCCAUUACAACAUCUAAUAGAGUGUAGAACAAAUGGGAGGUGGAAGUGACGUCUCCAGUUCGAGCUCAAGGUCGGAUUGCUCUCCGCCUCGACAGGAACGAGCGAGAAAAUCGGAACGCAGACUCCAGAACGGCAGCCCUGUCCGCGAGGACUCCAGAACGGCAGGUGGGAAUCAUAGAAGUACUACUAGAAGGCACCACAGUACUACUAGAAGGCACCACAGUACUACUAGAAGGCACCACAGUACUACUAGAAGGCACCACAGUACUACUAGAAGGCACCACAGUACUACUAGAAGGCACCACAGUACUACUAGAAGGCACCAUAGUACUACUAGAAGGCACCACAGUACUACUAGAAGGCACCACAGUACUACUAGAAGGCACCAUAGUACGACCAGAGAUCGAGGCAAAGAUCGAGGGGAAGCAGAGGAAUAUGAUGGCAGCACUACGAGGACCGGCAGAAAGACGUCACGAUCAAGGCAGAAAGACGGAGGGCACUCCCCUACCACGCGCACUAGAGAAGACGACCGAUCAACGAGGUCUCGAGAUCAGUAUGGACGAAGUCGUGACGUGGAAACGGAGAGAUAUGAUCGUAAAAAUCCGAAGUAUGAUUAUGGUCAGCUUUUAUGCAUCUUUCUUGGCAUCUUGGUCGCCUUUUUUGCCCUGUAUCACAUUCCUAUGAAUUAUUACUCGGGGUUGAGAUGAGGGAAACCGAGAUGCGUAGAGGCUGGCCCUAAUUAUAUGAGUAUCCCUCCCGAGGAGGAAGCCGCAACUUUUAUCGCAGAGGGUCAGAGCAGGAGCAUCGUUCAAGAGACGACUAUAGAAGAACCGACCAUGGCGGUGGACGUCGUGAGUAUACAAGCUAUGUUGGAGUACGUUUUUGAGCAGUAAAGUAGAUUGUUCUAUGUCGUCUGACGUAAACUACAUCAGUUUAUCCCCGAAUGUUAUACUUCCAGUAACAAGUUACUUAGUAGGCACUCGCAGUCGCCCUUACACUCUGGUGAAGGAGUGACGACCUCGAAAGAAGUUGAAUUUGUUCUCAAAUCAGGGACUGGCAUGGAAUUCAUAUUGUGGGAAACUACUUUUAUCUUUAUACCCUACAUAUUUAGUAGUACCUGCUCAUCCUCUUCCUCGUCUGCAUCUCUAAAGCAAAGAAGAAACCCGGGAGGGACGAGAGCAUGGUCGUGGAUACAAAAACCGUGGCCGAAACUACUCAGAUUUGA